AUCGAAUCCAGGUUGCUUGACUGUCAAUUCUUCCGAAAGAUAUAGAUACUCUGAACUCUAAAGUCUUGAUAUCCAAGGGACGAUUGGUGACAGACUGUUCUUGAUUCGCACCCGUUCCAACAUGUCUCAUACUGUGGGCAGCCUGAUCAGAAUGUUCGGUCGUCAACAACUGGACGUCGACAUCUCUUCAACACUGUCUGAGAAAAAAUGGACUAGCGAUUAUCAUCCUCUGUACCGUGAAACAGUGAGAGGGAGGCUUCCAACGAGACAGGAACUUACAGCUUUUCUGUCACCUGAGACACUACCCUCCAAGGCUGAUUCCUUAGGUUUAGCCACCCCUGCACAUAUGUUGAACACUCAGCAGCUAGAGCUCAUGACUGAAGGCGAUGUGACGCAUGAUUUUGAUCAGAACAUUAUUCCUUUGGUGGAGCUCGCCUUUUCAGGGGAAUCAGCAGUCACCAUACCAGCCCGCGGCGACGCACCUGUACCAGGGGGGCCCAAACUCUCGCCGCGUUCACUAGUGGCCUCGAAGAAUUCGAGUUCAAGCAAAAAGGUCGUCGAUUACCAAAUGACAAUGUCCCAUGAAAUUAAGUUGCUUGAGUCCCCUGCUAUAAUAGGGGAGUUGAAGCGGCCAAGGAUCAUCAAAAGGAAGGAAUGGGCAUUUGAACAAAAUCCAUCGGAAACGACAAUAAGGCUUAUAUAUGCGCACUUGUAUGAAUGUCCUCAAGUAUUCCUCUUCGACUCAAAGACUCUAGUCCUUGUGCAAUUCCGUGCCCAAAGUACAAAGAAGAUUGCAAAUGAAUGCUGCGGGGUUGAUGUCUGCAUUAUCCCUCGAGAGGAGUUCCAACUAGAAGGCCAGUGUUCUAUGGCGGAAGGCCUAUAUGCGCUCGCGUUAAGAGGUUUCACUCGUCUUUGUGCUACUAGGGGCUGGGCAGAGAGAGAAAGGGGCGAGUACGAGCGACAUUAUGAAUUCUAUUCGGGGCGCCCUAUCUGGAAAGAUCGCCAGGGUCGCGUCUAUCAUGGUCACUCCUAUGGAUAUCGACGGGAUUUGGAUUUCAGAUUACACCAGCAGUCCAAUAAGCUUAAAGUCUAUGGCUACUGGGUUUGGCUGGAUAGCCUAGGGAAUUCCAUUGUUGACGACACGAAAAAUUGUUUCACAACUACUGAAAUCUUUGUGUUGUGA
Aspergillus aculeatus ATCC 16872 is the source of this 1183-nucleotide messenger RNA. RefSeq lists its product as uncharacterized. Bases 122 to 1183 code for a protein of 353 amino acids. The transcript has 3 exons. The record is from RefSeq and is a predicted model, not a curated record. Lineage: Eukaryota; Fungi; Ascomycota; Eurotiomycetes; Eurotiales; Aspergillaceae.